UCCUGCUCUGGCCUCAAGAGGAGCCGGAGCCGGAGCAGCGAGUCACGGGGCUCCGGUCGCUACCGCUCCCGGGCCCGCACAGACUCUCUGGCAAUGGCGCCUUUCCUGCCGCAUGAUUGACAUGAGGCGGCACCGGGACUGGGCUUGUCUCCGCUCUGUCGAAUCAACGCGCAAAACCGACGAGUGACAGUAGAAUCGGUCAAUCGCAGCGAGCGGCGGGGUCUGCCCACGGCACGGACUUCCCUCCCGUUCGUCCAGCUCUGCCACGUCUCUUCUCGCCUGAGGAGCGUGUCCCGCGCUGGGCCCGGCCCGGGCAUCGGGCCAAGGAACCGCUGCUGCCCUGAACCGCCGGGAGCUCGGGGCUUUUUUCAUUCGCAAGGCGUGGGCAGAUGGAGCAGGAGGAAAAGUCCCAGAGAUCCCUCACAAGGAGGAGCUGCAAACCCAGCCCAGGGAGCUGCGAGGAGAAAAGACCCUCCCUGAGCCGGGCAGGCAGCCGGAGAUGCAGGCAGAGCUCAGAGCUGGUGGAGAAGCCUCAUGGAGGGGAGAAGCCCCACAAGUGCUUGGAAUGUGGGAAGGGUUUCAGCCAGAGCUUCGGCCUGAUCCGGCACCAGAGGAUCCACACUGGGGAAAAGCCCUAUGAAUGUGGGAAAUGCGGGAAGAGCUUCAGAGACAGCAGUGUCCUGCUGCAGCACCAGGUGAUCCACACAGGGGAACGGCCCUACACCUGCUUGGAAUGCGGCAAGAGCUUUGGGCAGAGCUCUUACCUGAGAAGCCACCAGCGCAUCCACACCGGGGAGAGGCCCUAUGAGUGUCCUGAGUGCAGGAAGAGGUUUCAGACCAGCUCCAAUCUCCUCCUACACGAGCGGAUUCACACAGAGGAGAGGCCCUUCCGCUGCCCCAGCUGUGGGAAGGGAUUCAAGCAAAACUCCACCCUCAUCAGACACCAGCGCAUCCACACUGGGGAGAGGCCCUACAAGUGUCCUGAGUGUGGGAAGAGCUUCUCACAGAGCUCAACCUUGACCAAACACCAACGGAGGCACCACUAUGGGAAACCCCAUGAGUGCCCCGAGUGUGGGAAAAGCUUCUCACAGAGCUCAACCUUGACCAAACACCAACGGAGGCACCACUAUGGGAAACCCCAUGAGUGCCCCGAGUGUGGGAAAAGCUUCUCACAGAGCUCAACCUUGACCAAACACCAACGGAGGCACCACUAUGGGAAACCCCAUGAGUGCCCCGAGUGUGGGAAAAGCUUCUCACAGAGCUCAACCUUGACCAAACACCAACGGAGGCACCACUAUGGGAAACCCCGUGAGUGCCCCGUGUGUGGGAAGAGCUUCGUGCUCUGCUCCAGCUCCAUCCCCCAUGGGAGGAUCACGCUGUCUCAGCGGCUGCUCCAGGCUGACGUGCUCCACCUGGCACGUGUAGCUGAGCCCGCGCCGGGGCGGCGUUUCCAGCAGCACCAGGAGCUGACCCCUUUCUCAUCUUCUCCCAAUUCUCAAUCCCUUCCCACUCUUCCUCUGGAGGUCUCGCUCCUCCCACCACUCAAUUUAGGGGUCUUAUCACCCCCUUUUCCCCCUUCUCCCCCCUGUCCCGCCGCCUCCCGCCCCCCGCUCACCCGAGAGCUCCGCGUAGGCGAGAUCUCAGCGGUGCCCAUGGCGAGGGCUCGCCCGAUGCCAGGCACCCCCCAAAGCCGCUCUGUCCCUGCCCCCGACAGCAGCACAGGGGAAAAUGGAACCGAGGGUUCCUGGCGAGCCUCGAGUCCCCGCAGAACCGAGCGCGGCUCCCACCUGCGCCGGGGCCGCCUCCGAGCUCCGCUGCCGCCGCUCCCGGGCCCGUGCCGGCGGUCUCUGUCCUGCUCUGGCCUCAAGAGGAGCCGGAGCCGGAGCAGCGAGUCACGGGGCUCCGGUCGCUACCGCUCCCGGGCGGCACCGGGACUGGGCUUGUCUCCGCUCUGUCGAAUCAACGCGCAAAACCGACGAGUGACAGUAGAAUCGGUCAAUCGCAGCGAGCGGCGGGGUCUGCCCACGGCACGGACUUCCCUCCCGUUCGUCCAGCUCUGCCACGUCUCUUCUCGCCUGAGGAGCGUGUCCCGCGCUGGGCCCGGCCCGGGCAUCGGGCCAAGGAACCGCUGCUGCCCUGAACCGCCGGGAGCUCGGGGUGAGCGGGAGCUGAGGGCGGUGGGAGCUGGGGAACCAGCUUCUUCAUUCCUAAGGCAUGAGGAGAUGGAGAAAGAUGAAAAGUCCCAGAGAUCCCCCACAGGGACAGGCUGCAAACCCAGCCCAGGGAGCUGCGAGGAGGAAAGACCCCCUCUGAGCCGGGAAUGCGGCCGGAGAUCCAGGCAGAGCUCAGAGCUGGUGGAGAAGCCUCAUGGAGGGGAGAAGCCCCACAAGUGCUUGGAAUGUGGGAAGGGCUUCAGCUACAGGUACAGGCUGAUCCGGCACCACAUGGCCCACACUGGUGAAAAGCCCCAUGAGUGUGGGAAAUGUGGGAAGGGAUUUAGAGACAUCUCCCACCUGAUCCGGCACCAGAUGAUCCACACUGGGGAACGGCCCUAUAAGUGUGGGGUAUGUGGAAAGGGAUUCAGAGACAGCUCUGUCCUGCUCCGGCACCAUAUUAUCCACACUGGGGAAAAGCCCUAUGAGUGUGGGAAAUGUGGGAAGAGCUUCGCCGACAUCUCCAAUCUGAUGCAGCACCAGGUGAUCCACGCAGGGGAACGGCCCUUCUGCUUGGAAUGUGGGAAGAGCUUUGGGUGCACGUCCAACCUCAGAAAACACCAGCAUAUUCACAGCAGGGAGAGGCCCUACGAGUGUCCCAAGUGUGGCAAGAGGUUUCAGACCAGCUCCAAUCUCCUCAGACAUGAGCGGAUUCACACAGAGGAGAGGCCCUUCCGCUGCCCUGAGUGUGGGAAGGGAUUCAAGCAAAACUCUGACCUCACUGUCCACCGGCGCAUCCACACCGGGGAGAGGCCCUACGAGUGUCCUGAGUGUGGGAAGAGCUUCUCACAGAGCGGUAACUUGACCCAACACCAACGGAGGCAUGCUGUGCUCCAGCUCCAUCCCCCAGGGGAAGAUUAGUGUUGGAUGAUCCCCAGUGACCCCUGUUGGGCAGAGCCCUGGUGAUCCGUGUUGGGAAUACACCUGGCUGGGAGGGGGCUCUGCAUCAUCCUCUCUGUAGGGACUUGAAUGAAUGCAGGGGCAGGAACAUCCAUCGGAAAACAAACCUACGUUGGGAAUUCCUUGGGGAGAAUGGAUUUGUUGACUUUGAACCCCAGAAAAUCUUCUGUGUUCAAUCCUAUCUUCUGGUGGCCUCCCGGAAUUCUGAGUGGUCUUGGAGGUGUUUUCCAACCUUAGUAAUUGCGCAGUUUUGAUUUUCUAUUACUGAAGGGUGUCUUCUGCAAAAUGGGGUCAGACUGGGGCGAAGAGCAGGAUUUUGGAGACAGUGAGGUGGAAAGUCUUCCAGAAAAGUUUUUUCCCUCCCACCCAAGCUCAUGGAUCUUCAGCUGGCAUGGACAAGGAAAUGCUUUUCUUCUAGACUUGAUGUGCUUUUGAUUUCUCUUCAUCCAUUUAAAACAUCCCAUA
Messenger RNA from Ficedula albicollis (Collared flycatcher), 3578 nucleotides. RefSeq names its product zinc finger protein 665-like. Gene Ontology annotation, biological process: regulation of transcription by RNA polymerase II. NCBI's taxonomy places the organism in Eukaryota, Metazoa, Chordata, Aves, Passeriformes, Muscicapidae. Gene Ontology annotation, molecular function: RNA polymerase II cis-regulatory region sequence-specific DNA binding; DNA-binding transcription factor activity, RNA polymerase II-specific. The record is from RefSeq and is a predicted model, not a curated record. The transcript has 8 exons. The coding region runs from base 390 to 3074 and encodes 894 amino acids.